CCACGCCCUGCAAAUGUAGUUGAAGUAUAGGCUAGUGCCUUGGAAUUCCGAGUAUUGACCGAAAAUGGUAUCGUCCCACCACUCACCGGUACAAAGCGGCUCUGAAGACGGAUAAAUGUGGGGGUGGAUUGGGCAAGAAGCCUGCUAGCACUGGUCACUAUAGCAGAGUGGGGGGCAGACAACUAUACGAGACCGACUGAUCUAGGACCGAUGCGCCGAGACACACGCGCGGCGAGCUUGGCUGGCUUGGCUCUGCUGGAUCAUAUAUAGGCUACAAGCCACGGCCCAUAGUGAUGAGCUCUGAACACACAGCACAACUCAAACAUUGACCAAGAUGCAAGCCUUACACACCGCAGACAUCGCCGUUAUCGGCGCUGGUAUCGUGGGUUCGGCCCUGGGGUACUUUCUAUCUUCCCCAGGAGACAUGGGCAAGAAGAUCGUGUUGAUUGAUCGUUCUUUUGCACCCUUGAAGGGUUCCACCGGCCAUGCACCUGGAUUUGUUGGCCAGUACAAUGAAUCGGAGGUCUUGACCCGUCUGGCCCAGGAUACGGUCCAGGAGUACAGAAAGAUCCCUGGUGGAUUUGACGUGGUUGGGGGCCUCGAGCUGGCGACCAGCCUUGCAGGAGCGGAGCGUCUGAAGCAGCGACAUGACUCGGCCAAAAGAGCUGGUCUCCAAGCUGAGCUCAUCUCGUCCGCACAGGCAACCAAUAUGGCCCCUGCCUUGAUCAAGGGCGAGUACACCGCCGCGUUGCACUUCGCCGGUGAUGGUGCUGCUAACGCCAUCAGAAUCACCACCUUCUUCCAAGAUGAGGCACGGGCGAGGGGUGUGCAGCUUCUCCAGGCGGAUGCCACGAAGAUUCAACAAGCCAAUGGCCAGGUGGAGGGUGUGAUGACUACGGCUGGAUUCGUCCAGGCCAAGACGGUCAUCAUCGCCACUGGCAUCUGGGCCCCCGAGCUCUGCAGCUUCCAGACGCCCAUUCCUAUUGUCCCUGUCGCACAUCCGUAUAUGUACGGCAAGUACCAUGAGUUGAGCGAACAUAAAGCCCCUUGGGUCAGAUGGCCUGAACACCACGUCUAUGCCCGUGAUCACGGUACCUUCUAUGGGCUAGGCUCCUAUGACCACCCGCCACAUGCGCAGCAACCGACCGAGACGGCCAUCGGAGACUGGAUUGAGGAUUUCGGCGCAACAUUGGAUACCGCUAUGAAGUUCAUCCCAGAGUCGACAAAUUUGGAGAUCAGAGAGAAGUUCAACGGUAUCUUCUCGAUGACACCGGACAAUAUGCCACUGGUGGGAGCUGUUGCUGAGGUGACUGGGCUGUACAUGGCUGCAGCUGUUUGGGUGACCCAUGCAGCUGGGUCGGCCAAAUUCUUGACCCAACUGAUGAAGGGGGAGGCUGUUGAUGAUACCUUGAAGGAAGCUUUGGAUCCCAACAGAUUCCAGGGACGGGAGAUAAAGGAGUUGACACAGGAGUCUUUGGAUGGGUACAACCAUAUCUAUAAGACCGUUGCAAGCUCGGACUGAACCACGCAUUCAAAUUUUCGAUGUAUGAUA
Aspergillus japonicus CBS 114.51 is the source of this 1552-nucleotide messenger RNA. RefSeq names its product NAD(P)/FAD-dependent oxidoreductase. NCBI's taxonomy places the organism in Eukaryota, Fungi, Ascomycota, Eurotiomycetes, Eurotiales, Aspergillaceae. Gene Ontology annotation, cellular component: cytoplasm. The record is from RefSeq and is a predicted model, not a curated record. Gene Ontology annotation, molecular function: oxidoreductase activity. The transcript has a single exon. The coding region runs from base 335 to 1522 and encodes 395 amino acids.